Molecule: messenger RNA, 426 nt
Organism: Chiloscyllium plagiosum (whitespotted bambooshark)
Lineage: Eukaryota; Metazoa; Chordata; Chondrichthyes; Orectolobiformes; Hemiscylliidae
Source: RefSeq, a predicted model, not a curated record
UCAGAGCUGACUGACCUUGUUCCCAUUUGCUGUACAGAUGUCCAAUAUUACUGUCACCUACCGGGAUGGGCGCGUGGCUCAGCUAGAACAGGUCUACAUCCGUGGCAGCAAGAUUCGCUUCCUAAUAUUACCUGAUAUGCUGAAGAAUGCACCCAUGUUAAAGAGCAUGAAGAACAAAAACCAGGGAACUGGGGCUGGCCGAGGGAAAGCUGCCAUCCUCAAAGCUCAAGUGGCUGCUCGAGGCCGAGGCCGUGGGAUGGGUCGUGGAAACAUUUUUCAGAAGAGGAGGUGAGGCCAUCUCUGCCUUUCGCAUCACCCAGGAGGAAUUCCAGGAUUUUUUUUUGUGUAUUUUUAUUUUAUAAUUCCGUAGAAUGAUAAAGUCAGGUUUGUUGAGAUAUGUUGCCAAUAAAAAUGUUCUUUUCCAUA